AUGAAGUACUAUGCAGUGAGAAACGGACGGGCCUCCGGGGUGUACAACACCUGGUCCGACUGCGAGAGCCAGGUCAAGGGCUUCGCCGGGAACCAGUACAAGUCUUUUGCCUCAAGGGAGGCAGCAGAGGCGUACGUGAAGGGUGGGGCGGUCUCCAGCGGGAGAACUGCAGGACCUGUCCGUGGCAGGGUCUCCGGGAACACGAGGCCGAGCGGGUCUCUGCCGUCCCGCUCCUCUUCGUCUCGCCACUCCACCUCCUACCACCCGUACCCGAAGCCGCCAUCAUGUACACACAUCAAGCCUUCACUCCCGGUUGCGUAUGUGCCCCCUCCCCCGCCAACUGCUCUGGAAAGAGUCGAAGUGUACACGGACGGCGCCUCCAAAAACAACCAGGCCCGGAAGCAGGGCCUGUCGAAGGCAGGCCUAGGCGUCUACUACGGCCCGAACGACAGCAGGAACUUCAGCGGCCGUGUUACUGGCGAACAAACUAACUCGAGAGGCGAGCUGGAGGCCAUCCAACACGCGUUGCAAAACUCCGCCAGGGAGGCCAAACACGGGAACCCUCAGCUCACCGUCAUUCACACGGACUCACAAUACUCGAUGGACUCCAUCCAGAAGUGGUCCAAGAAGUGGGAGACCAACGGCUACAAGACGAGCUCGGGCGCCGACGUAGCCAACCAGGACCUCAUUAAAAGCUGUCGGAGGUUAGUGAAUGAGAUUGAGGCAAACUCGGGCUCCGUCGAGUUCGUCAAGGUUAAGGGCCAUUCGGGUAACCAUGGAAAUGACAUGGCAGACAGACUAGCAGUGGAGGGUUGCACCAAAUAG
This is a messenger RNA of Pichia membranifaciens NRRL Y-2026, 825 nucleotides long. RefSeq lists its product as hypothetical. The coding region runs from base 1 to 825 and encodes 274 amino acids. Gene Ontology annotation, biological process: DNA replication, removal of RNA primer. Gene Ontology annotation, molecular function: RNA-DNA hybrid ribonuclease activity; magnesium ion binding; nucleic acid binding. The transcript has a single exon. NCBI's taxonomy places the organism in Eukaryota, Fungi, Ascomycota, Pichiomycetes, Pichiales, Pichiaceae. The record is from RefSeq and is a predicted model, not a curated record.